This is a messenger RNA of Morchella sextelata, 393 nucleotides long. RefSeq lists its product as uncharacterized. The coding region runs from base 1 to 393 and encodes 130 amino acids. The record is from RefSeq and is a predicted model, not a curated record. The transcript is spliced from 3 exons. Lineage: Eukaryota; Fungi; Ascomycota; Pezizomycetes; Pezizales; Morchellaceae.
AUGCCCUUUUCUCAGAUGGGUUUUCGACCACUCCACGACGGCGUUUACUUGAUUUCAAACGACAAGCAUCGUGAUCAUACCCUGGCCUCGAUUGACAAUAGUAUCAAGGCUAUGGAGUCGGGGUAUUCCCUCUGGAGAGUUACAUUUCACCCAUCGGAUAGCGCCUACGAGAUUACGCACAUGAACUCGGGACUCGUUAUAGACCUUUAUGGAGGCGAUGCCUCCCCGGGGACUAACAUCAUUACUUUUGCAGCCCAUGACGGGCCGAACCAGAGAUGGAGGAUUCAACAACUAGACCAAGGACCCCUUGUAGUGUGUAGUUAUAUCAUCAACGUCAUCGGCGACGAGAAGAGCACUUCCCCGAGGGCUAGAUGGUACUUUAAGAAGACCUAA